Saprolegnia parasitica CBS 223.65 is the source of this 3114-nucleotide messenger RNA. RefSeq lists its product as hypothetical. The transcript is spliced from 12 exons. The record is from RefSeq and is a predicted model, not a curated record. Bases 1 to 3093 code for a protein of 1030 amino acids. Lineage: Eukaryota; Oomycota; Saprolegniomycetes; Saprolegniales; Saprolegniaceae.
AUGGCGGCCUUUCUGCAGACGCAAAAUGUGCACACCAGCGACGACGAGCUUAUGCACUGCAUUCAGUCCGCGAUCGAGUCGCUCGGCCACGCACUCUACGAGUCACUGCGCGUCUCGUUUCAACGGAGCUUGAACCAUGGCUUUUUCUCCGCGGCCGCGACCUCGACGCGCCUGCUCACCACGUUCAAGCUCGAGCUGCGGAGUCAAGUGACGCCCGAUACCGUGCGACAAAGGGUGCUUUGGGACCUCUUGGAAGAAAAGGCAGGAGCGCUGCGUGCCCACUCGUCGGCGGCCAUCGCACCGGGACACAUGACGCUCGGGCGCUUCAAGCUCGAGGCCAUGACGUCGUUCGCGGCGGCCAAGAAUGCCAAAGAGAGUCCGCGGCUCCGGCACCAACACCAGCAAAUCCUCCUCGACCAAGUGGCUAGCUAUGUCGCAAGUCGACCGUUGGUUGCCCACAACCAUACUGCGCACCCUAGCGUCAAGGCCGACGAGGCAGCGGACCGACUCCGGCACAUCCUUUGUGUGCUAUGCCACGUAUCGUGUCUCAAGUCCAUUCCCAUGCACUACAAGGCCGAGAUGGUGCAGGCGACGACACCUCUUGUGGCGCGUCGAGGCCGGUUGCUUGUCUCGCCCGAAGUGGCCUCGACCUGUCUCUAUGUGCUUGUCGAAGGCAGCCUCAUCGUGCAUCUCGAGUCGGGCCACAGUGUUCAAAAAGAGCCCUUUGAGCACUUUUUCUGUGGUGAAGUCGACCUCUUGUCCGCACAACCUGGCACCCUGCGCGUCACUGUAGCGUCCGACACGUGCUCGCUCGCCGUCUUGGAGCGAACGGACUUUGACGCCAUCUUGGAAAAGGCCAUCGCGUCGGCGUCGUCAUCAGCAUCGAUGAAUCGGCCGCCGCUCACGACGCCUCGACGCCCCAAGACGGCGGCGCCACUGGGCCACACGGUCGUCCGAACGCCGGCCAAACCCAUUGCGCACGACGACCAAGUGCGUGAGGCCACGGAAGCGUCGCGAAAGCACCGGCAAAACUACAUUGCCCAAAAGCGGGCAGAUCUCGAGGCGAAGCGCGCAGCCGAGGCAUCCGCCCUUGCGGCGACCACAGUCAAGACCAAGUCACCGCGCAAGUUUACGGCAAAAACCAAGGCACAUAUCCACCUCCUUGCGCGCCUCAAGAUCUCAAUGACGCCGCACAUGGUGCGCCCCAAGGCGGCGACGCCAGACGCCAGUGCGACGGCAUUGCCGCCGUUCGCCUAUUUCCCGCGCUUUCCCGAUGCUUUUGACGUGCGCCACGUCGAGCUCUUGUACAUGGGUCCUCAGUCGUUUGAGAUGGACGAAAUGCGGCUCGUCGAGUGCGGACCGCCGCUGCCCGAGACGCCGAGUCUUGUGCUGCCACCCAAGGUGCACAUCGACACGUCUGUGCUGCUCAUGGAGCACCUCGCCUUGCUCUCAAGGCGACGGCCGCCAAUGCAGCCGAGCACGGCAGAGACGUCGCACGCCCGUGCACACGUCGAGUGGCAUAGCACGUCGUGGACAGAGCCGCAGCUGCCAUCGCAGCCCGACGCCACGUUCGCGCAGUUUACCGAGAGUCGAAAAAAGGUCUCGGCGCCCGUCAUUAAAGGCCAAAAGACGCCCUAUGCGUCGCUGGCCAUGUACUGUUACAACUGGAAGCCCGAGGCCGUCGUCUCGGAAAGUGCAAUUAGCCCGUCACAGACAGCGACCGCGAUUGGAGCUGUCACCGAGUCGUCGCUCUCGCAUCUCUUCGGCCUCGACUUGGAUCCGAGCGCUGCUCCGAUUGACGGAGCACUACACGGCGUCGACGGCGACGACGAAGCCUUGUCGAGUGAUGUCACAGAUAGUCAUGGACCACCUUUAGAGGCUGCAGCUUCGCUCGACGGUCUCAGCACAUACGACGUCGCAUCUGUGCCUGCUGAUGCUGCACAAGCAACACCUCUCGCGUUGGCACACCGGAGCUCUACAGCGCACCGCGAUUCGACCUUGACGGCGGUACCUGAAGACGACGAUCAUGUGCUGAGCACAGAUGAUAACGACACCGAUCUCACGGCGCCCGAUCAGCUCGAUGUCGGCGCGGAGGCUGCAAGCAACGACGAUGACGCCUCGACACGCACGCUGCUCCACAACGAUGCCACGUCACUCGCUCGGAAGGAAGCGUACGAUCGCCUCGUGCGGCAAGCGUCCCAGACGCCAUCAACAUCGUCGCUGUCCCCUCGGACGCAAAACGACCGGUUGCACGAACUCGCAUACGAAGAAGCCCUCCGAGGCGUCGCGACGUCGGACAACAAGCAUGGCAUGCCGUGUCCCCUCCGGCAGCACAUGCAGCAGCGCAUGGAGUCGGUAUUUACCGCGCUUCAGCUCAGCGCCAAGUGCAAACUCGAGGUCGUCAUGAAGUACACACAAGAGGCGCACGCACCGCACUUGGCGUCGGCGCUCGAGCUCUGGGAGCGGGCCGUUGUUUCGAUUGCCGACCGCGAGCUCACGCUUCAGAAGAUCCACGACUUUGAGCUCGUCGCGAGUGACCCCCGGCGGCACUUUCAGACGAUUUCGACCGAGCGCCUCAAGGAACAACGCCAACGCGACAAACUCUUGCUCUUGUUUCAAGCCCACUCGACGUACUGCCAGAACACGCUGCAGCAGCUGUACGGCAAAUUUGGCGACACCAUUUUGUACCGCGACCGGCCCUACCGAGAGAAGAUGGCGCACGACUACACCGAGCUGCUCUUCGAGCUCGAGUGCGAGCGUGUUCGCAUCUACUAUGGCGGUGUUUCGCCCGACGUCAUUGACGAGACGGCGAUGACGACGACGACGGCCGUCGACGCGGCGUCAUCUGCUCUCGCGCGCGCCGUCAAGGCACGGGGCGACAAGGACCUUAGCGACCUCCGCACGGCGCUCACUCAAGCCCGUGGCGCGCGAGAAGCCGCUAUCGCCUCAGCGCACCACGAAGCGAUGGAGCGGCGGCGGGCGGUCCGCGCACCCCGUCGACCGACACAGGAGAAGGAACCGAGUCUCCAGGAUGCCCUUGGGCGCGUUCUGCACCGCCAACGACCCACCAAGCCAUGGACACCCAUUUUAUAACGUUAGCAGAGGCCACACGAG